Betta splendens (Siamese fighting fish) is the source of this 1124-nucleotide messenger RNA. RefSeq names its product macrophage mannose receptor 1-like. The coding region runs from base 71 to 1069 and encodes 332 amino acids. The transcript is spliced from 5 exons. The record is from RefSeq and is a predicted model, not a curated record. Lineage: Eukaryota; Metazoa; Chordata; Actinopteri; Anabantiformes; Osphronemidae.
GAUAAAACGAGAACUUUCACGUUAUGGUAUGGUAACAGUAUGGUUGGUUUUGUUUGCAGUCAGAUAAGCAAUGAUGCAUUACAUGAUCAUGAUUGUUUUACUCUAUGGGUGCAGCCUCAGCUCCUACUCUCAGGUCCUCCUGCAUACGUACAUGUACAUCUACGUUAACAUAAAAACGACCUGGGCUGGUGCUCAGCAGUACUGCAGAGCCAACUAUGACGACCUGGCAACAAUCACAAACUUAAAGGACAUGAGCAGUCCUGCAUUUGCCAAUUCACCAGUGUGGAUAGGACUACAUGACGACCCAAAUGCCUGGAAAUAUAACAUGGGUAAUGAGCCCAACUCCUGGAGGUGGUCAGCAACUGGUGAAACAAGCCCAACUGGUUAUAAAAACUGGUUGCCUGGUGAACCCAACAAUUAUGGUGGACAUGAAACCUGCGUGGUAAUGAAUCCUAAUGGACAAUGGAAUGAUGUGAUCUGUGAUCAAUUAAAUCCCUUUGUUUGUUACAAUGUGACAAACCAAAAUCAAACAAUUUAUGUGUUCAUAGCAAACAACUUCACAUGGAGUUCUGCCAGAGCAUAUUGCAGACAAUACUUCACAGACCUGACUACAAUCGACUACAGUGAUGUCAAUGCUGCUGUAAACAACGUCUUUUCUGCAAAAUCACAGACUCAACUAGUUUGGAUUGGUUUGUACCGAGUGCCUUGGACCUGGUCUGACAACUCUCCUAGCACCUACAGAAGCUGGUAUAGCUUUAGCCCAAACAACGUAUUAUACACAGAGUUCUGUGUGUACAUGAGUUCUACAUAUCAAUGGGAUGAUUUAAAUUGUGGCAACGUUUUGGCCUUCGUCUGCGAACAAGUUUCAAUAAAGAAGACCAUGAUAAGGAUCAAGAUCAAAACAGAUGCAGACAUCACCAAUUCAGCCAUUAAUGCCCAAAUUCUCCAGCAGCUAGGUGCAAAGCGGAGCAUUCAGGGAUGGACUGGCUAUCAUCUGCAUUGGAACAUUAAACCCCAGAAAGUGAAAGAAACAAAUGGGGGAACCUCAUUUGACUGCAAUUUUUUAUAAUAAGCACAACAGCUGCAUUUUAUGUAUAACUCUUUUAUUUAGUUUAUAUAUUUAU